Colletotrichum aenigma is the source of this 3276-nucleotide messenger RNA. RefSeq names its product Valine--tRNA ligase. The record is from RefSeq and is a predicted model, not a curated record. Gene Ontology annotation, molecular function: ATP binding; valine-tRNA ligase activity; aminoacyl-tRNA deacylase activity. Bases 1 to 3276 code for a protein of 1091 amino acids. Gene Ontology annotation, biological process: valyl-tRNA aminoacylation. Gene Ontology annotation, cellular component: cytosol. The transcript is spliced from 4 exons. Lineage: Eukaryota; Fungi; Ascomycota; Sordariomycetes; Glomerellales; Glomerellaceae.
AUGGCUACCGACAGCGGACGCGGAAACCCCAUCGGGGCCACUGAGGGCCUCAAGGAGGAGGUUCCUCCCCCUGCCUCGAACGAAACGAAGGCUCAGGUCGCCGCGACCGCCGAUACCCAUGCUGCUGGCCAGGACGCCGGCGCCGCCGCCGGCGCGGAGCCGAAGGUGAAGACCGAGAAGGAGCUGAAGAAGGAGCGCGCGAAGGCCGAGAAGGCUGCCAAGUUUGCGCAGAAGCAAGCUGCCCAGGCCGCGAAGGCCGCAACUGCUGCUCCUUCAAAGAAGGCCGAAAAGAAGGCCAAGGCCGAGAAGAAAGAGGAGGAGGCUAUCCCUGAAUACGUUGAAGAUACCCCGAAGGGAGAGAAGAAGCGCCUCAAGUCUCUUGAAGAUCCUCACUUCAAGGCUUAUCACCCCGAGGCUGUCGAGAGCGCCUGGUAUGAAUGGUGGGAGAAGGAGGGCUUCUUCAAGCCCGAGUUCACGGCCGAUGGCAAGUGCAAGCCUGCGGGCAAGUUCGUCGUUGCCCACCCCCCGCCGAACGUCACUGGUGCUCUGCAUCUUGGUCACGCCCUUGGUGAUUCGCUCCAGGAUAUCAUGAUUCGAUGGAACCGCAUGUUGGGCAAGACGACGCUUUGGCUGCCCGGUUGCGAUCACGCCGGUAUUUCGACGCAAAGCGUUGUCGAGAACAUGCUCUGGAGGAGAGAAGGAAAGACCCGUCAUGACCUGGGCCGUGAGGACUUUGUCGACAAGGUCUGGACCUGGAAGGGCGAAUACCACGACAAGAUCAACGCUGCUCUCCGAAAGAUGGGAGGAAGCUUCGAUUGGAGCCGUGAGGCUUUCACCAUGGACGCGAACCUGUCCGCCGCUGUCGCCGAGACUUUCGUCAGACUCUUCGAGGAGGGUACCAUCUACCGUGCCAACAGACUUGUCAACUGGUCUUCCCGCCUGACCACUGCUCUGUCAAACCUCGAGGUCAACAACAAGGAGCUGACAGGCAGGACACUGCUCGACGUCCCCGGCUACGAGAAGAAGAUCGAGUUCGGUGUCAUUAUCCACUUCAAGUACCCCAUUGAGGGCUCCGAUGAGUUCCUCGAGGUCGCCACCACCCGUAUCGAGACGAUGCUGGGUGACUCUGGUAUCGCCGUCCACCCCGAGGACCCCAGAUACACGCACCUGGUUGGAAAGAGGGCCAAGCACCCUAUCAUUGAGGGCCGCUUCCUGCCCAUUGUCGCCGACACUUACGUCGACAGGGAGUUCGGUACUGGAGCCGUCAAGCUGACCCCCGCCCACGACCCCAACGAUUUCAACCUUGGUCAGAAGCACGGUCUCGAGUUCAUCAACAUUCUCACCGAUGAUGGUAACAUCAACGAGAACGGUGGCAAGUACCAGGGCCAAAAGAGAUUUGACGUCCGUUACGCCAUCCAGGAUGAGCUCAAGAGCCUUGGCCUCUACGUUGACAAGAAGGACAACGCCAUGACCAUUCCCCUCUGUGAGCGCUCCAAGGAUGUUAUUGAGCCUCUGCUGAAGCCUCAGUGGUACAUGAGCAUGCGCAGCAUGGCUGAUGACGCUGUUGCUGCUGUCAAGGAUGGCAGAAUUAAGAUUCGCCCCGAGUCUUCCGAGCGCAGCUUCUACGCUUGGAUGGCCAACAUCAACGACUGGUGUAUCUCCCGUCAGCUCUGGUGGGGACACCGCUGCCCCGUCUACCUGGCCAAGGUUGAGGGUGAACAGUCCGACUCGUUGGACAGCAAGCAAUGGUUCGCUGGAAAGACUCGCGAGGAGGCUGAGGCCAAGGCCAAGGCUGCCCUCCCCGGCAAGAAGUUCACCCUGGAGCAGGAUGAAGAUGUCCUGGACACCUGGUUCUCCUCUGGCCUCUGGCCCUUCUCUACCCUGGGCUGGCCCAAUAAGACUAACGAUCUGGCUGAGCUGUACCCUACUUCCGUCCUUGAGACUGGUUGGGAUAUUCUGUUCUUCUGGAUCGCGCGUAUGGUCAUGCUUGGCAUCAAGCUCACUGGCCAGGUUCCCUUCACCGAGGUGUACUGCCACAGUCUCGUCCGUGACUCUGAGGGUCGCAAGAUGAGCAAGUCCCUGGGCAACGUCAUCGACCCCUUGGAUGCUAUUUCCGGUAUCUCUCUGCCGGACCUCCACGCCAAGCUCCGCACCGGUAACCUGCACCCCAGCGAGGUCCAGAAGGCCGAGAAGUACCAGAAGACGGCUUUCCCCGAGGGUCUGCCUCGCAACGGUGCCGACGCCCUCCGCUUCACCAUGGCUGCGCUUACCUCGACAAGCGGCGAUGUCAACUUUGACGUCAAGGUCAUGCACGGCUGGAGAAAGUUCUGCAACAAGAUCUGGCAGGCGUCCAAGUACGUCCUCGGCAAGCUGCCCGAGGACUUCGUCCCUCUCAAGGAGCCCGCCGCCGGUAAGACGCUUGCUGAGAAGUGGAUUCUUCACAAGCUCAACACCGCCGCCAAGGACAUCAACACCGCUUUGGGCGAGCGCGAGUUCCAGCACGCCACGGGCAUCGUUUACCAGUACAUCCUCAGCCACCUGUGCGACGUCUACAUCGAGAACAGCAAGGCCAUUAUCCAGGAUGGUACCGAGGAGGAGAAGGCCAGCGCUGUCCAGACCCUCUACACUGCUAUUGAGGGUGCGCUGACCAUGAUCCACCCCUUCACUCCCUUCAUCACGGAAGAACUGUGGCAGCGCCUGCCCCGCCGUCCCGAGGACAAGACCAGGUCCAUCAUGUUGGCCAGCUACCCCGUCUACAACGCCAAGCUCGAUGACCACAAGUCCGAGGCCGCUUACGAGCUUGUCCUGGGUUGCUCUCGCGCCGCGAGAUCGCUCAUGAGCGAGUACGCCCAGAAGGAGGAGGCUAGAAUCAUUAUCCAGGCACACGACGCCACCUCUGCCUCCACCAUCGAGGAGCAGGUUGCCUCCAUCAAGUCCCUCAGCGGCAAGGGCGUCACCGGCAUCGACAUCGUCGCCCCCGAUGCUGCCCGCCCCGCCGGCUGCGUCGCCUUCCCCGUCGCUUCUUCCGCCUCGGUCUACCUCCACGUCAAGGGCCGCGUCGACCUCGACGCCGAGAUCGAGAAGGCCAAGAAGAAGCUCGACAAGGCCCGCACCAACAUCGAGAAGCAGCGCAAGCUGGUUGAGGACCCCGCCUACCAGGAGAAGGUCGCGGAGGCCGUCCAGAAGGCCGACAGGCAGAAGGUUGUCGACCUCGAGUCUGAGGCGAGGGGUUUCGAGGGUACGAUUAAGCAGUUUGAGCAGCUCAAGCUUGAGUAA